Messenger RNA from Neoarthrinium moseri, 327 nucleotides. RefSeq lists its product as uncharacterized. Bases 1 to 327 code for a protein of 108 amino acids. The record is from RefSeq and is a predicted model, not a curated record. Lineage: Eukaryota; Fungi; Ascomycota; Sordariomycetes; Amphisphaeriales; Apiosporaceae. The transcript has a single exon.
AUGCUCAAAGGCUUGUGCGUUUGGUACACCAAUGGCCGCUCAUUCAACUGUGGAAACUUUGAGAAGGAAUCGUGGUCAUGUAAGGUCAAGUCCGACUUGGUAGUCGCAAAGCUGACUGCCGGCCGUGUUCAAUCAUCAGAGUCUUCCUAUAUCGACACUGCCGAGUUCAUCCGCUCCGAUAUGGAUGGUCACCAGUCAGCUUGGCCCCUGAAUGUAUCUACGCUCAGAUAUCUUGGGGAUGGUCCGAAUAGGGUUACGCAAAACAAGACCGAGAUCGUAGAACAGGCGCCAAACCAGCAGCGCGUUGCCACGUGGUCCAUCGGAUGA